This is a messenger RNA of Anopheles funestus (African malaria mosquito), 3316 nucleotides long. It is a transcript of the gene Traf4, whose product is annotated as TNF receptor-associated factor 4. Gene Ontology annotation, cellular component: plasma membrane signaling receptor complex. Bases 1066 to 2517 code for a protein of 483 amino acids. Gene Ontology annotation, biological process: tumor necrosis factor-mediated signaling pathway; regulation of canonical NF-kappaB signal transduction; positive regulation of JNK cascade. Gene Ontology annotation, molecular function: zinc ion binding; protein binding. The transcript has 3 exons. NCBI's taxonomy places the organism in Eukaryota, Metazoa, Arthropoda, Insecta, Diptera, Culicidae. The record is from RefSeq and is a predicted model, not a curated record.
UCCAUGUUGGGCUCACCGUCCUGGAACAGCUGGCUUCUUCCGAAUGAGCUCUAUUUAAUGUUGAACCACGCAACACUGCCUUAUACGAAGCUUGGACAGGUUUAAUGCAUGUGCUUAUUUUUCUUAGUUUUUUGUUUAAAAAAUCUUAUUCAAAGGAUUUUAAACUGUCACUAAGUGAUUCAAAACAAAUGCAUACAUCCUCAAACGAAUGCAGACCGUACGAAAAAUGCAGCUCUAAUUUUUGAAUAUUUUUCAACCUGCACAACAUAGCACAAUUCCGUUUCGCACCGGAUUUACAAGCCACCACGCUUGUGUUAGUGCAAUCUGAAAACAACAUAAACAUCAGCUGGCAGCUGCGUAUAGCUUUAAGCGCAACUAGCUAGAAAGAGAACGAGCUCGUUCGCAUCGCAUCGUUUCACCCAUGCGGUUAUAGCGUCGGGUUCAGUGCUGCGGUUUCAACCAUCGAGCAUCGAUGAGAGAAGCAGCUCACCAGGGAUUUCAAAUUCGUUUUUAACUCGCGUGAGUACGGUCAUGGGUCUCGUCGCUGCUUGAGUUAGAAGUUUAUUUUUUUCGUUUUGUACAACUCCUACACUACGUAGGACACGAAACUUACACCGUUAAAAAUAAGUGUGAUGUUAAUUAUCUUAUCUACACGAACAGUGCGUGCAGUGUGUUAAUAUUACAGUGGAAAACUUAUUUUAAAAGUGUGGGCCCAAAAACAAAAGUGUGACUGUGUGGCAAAUGAUGCAAUAACAGUUAAAAAGGAAACGAUCGUCUUUUGCCAUUCACAAUCGAUCGUCUGUGCCUUCGACAUCGAAAACCGGGCCAAAUUGUGUAGGCGGGUGGGUUUAUACAACGGCACCGUGAAGGUCGUGCUGGUGGAAAAUCGUCUUGACAAAGUUAUCUUUUGCUGUGUGAUUUAGCCCGAUCAAAUGGUAUUAGCCAUCGUCCACGGUCAGUGUUCACUUCCCGUGUGUGUUGUAACCGGUGUUGCCAUAGCUGCGGACGUUUGAUCGUGAUUAGACCAGUGUGGUUAAUAAAAACGAAACAAAAACUUCGUGCAUCAUGGUGCGCAGUUUGUCACAGUGGACGAAAACGUUGAGUUUUCCGGCACGCAUAUCGCCCAACCGGAACUCGAAGGAUUGCAACGUGAACGUGCUGCCGAUUACACCUCCACCGGCACCGCCACGUAACAAGUCAACCUCCACAUCCUCGUCCAGCACAAUGUCCUCCACAUCUUCACCGUCCUCUUCGUCAUCUUCACCGACACCACCGCCAAAUGUGCCGAUUACGGAAAUUAGCCAAAUUAUCUAUCCCGAUCCCGAGUCAGAGAAGGCCAUCAUGGGCUCAUUGGUAUUCUGCAUUCAUCACAAGCAAGGCUGCAAAUGGUCUGACGAGUUGAGGAAAUUGAAGGCACAUUUGAAUACUUGCAAACACGAUGCCAUCCAGUGCCCGAACAAGUGCGGUUCCCAAAUACCACGCGUGAUGAUGACUGACCAUCUGGCGUUCACGUGCAUCCUGCGACGUGCCAUCUGCGAGUUCUGCAAUGUGGAGUUUACCGGCAUUGGGUUGGAGGAGCACGCCGGCACCUGUAGCUCGGAACCGAUCUACUGCGAGUCCAAGUGUGGCACGCGUGUUCUGCGUGGUCGCAUGUCUAUCCAUCGUGCCAAAGACUGUGCCAAACGUCUCCGUCGGUGUCCUCACUGCGGCCGUGAGUUUUGUGCCGACACGCUGGCCGCUCAUGGAGCUACUUGUCCGCGCAGCCCAAUCCCGUGCCCGCAGCGUUGCGAUUCGGGACCCUUUGCCCGGGCCGAUCUGGAUGCGCAUCUGCGCGAUGAGUGCAAAGCGCUGACGGUGCCAUGUACGUUCAAGGAAGCGGGCUGCCGAUUCAAGGGCCCGCGCCAUCUGCUGGAAGCUCAUCUGGAGGCGAACACGUCCGCUCAUCUGUCGUUGAUGGUGGCGUUAUCGGGCCGACAGGGACAACAGAUUAACAUGCUGAAAAGCGCCAUGGCGAAGCUUAGCACCAACUACACAGGCACGCUGCUGUGGAAGAUCACCGACUGGUCGGUGAAAAUGCAGGAGGCAAAAACGAAGGACGGUCUGGAGCUGGUGUCACCGCCAUUUUACACCAGCCAGUACGGCUACAAACUGCAAGCUUCGAUGUUUCUGAACGGCAAUGGACCUGGCGAAGGAACGCACGUGUCCGUCUACAUCAAGGUGCUGCCGGGAGAGUACGAUGCGCUGCUCAAGUGGCCCUUCUCUCACUCCGUCACCUUCACGCUGUUCGAGCAGGGUACACUGGGUAACGGUGGCGGUGGACAGGGAGGAGUCGCAGAAUCAUUUGUGCCGGAUCCGACGUGGGAGAACUUCCAGCGGCCAUCUACCGAACCGGAUGCGCUGGGAUUCGGGUUUCCACGAUUCGUAUCGCACGAGCUCCUCAACAGGCGUCCCUUCGUACGGGAUGAUACUGUGUUUUUGCGUGUUAAGGUCGAUCCCAGCAAGAUUGUGGCAGUGUAAACCACAUAUUGUGUGUUUGUUUGUUUGUUUGUUUGUAAAUAGAUCAUGCGCGCACACUCACCCUAUACUGGCCCUUUGUAUCGUAAUGUUAGGGCGCCUCCAAAACCAAUCAAACCAUAUGUACAUAGUUUCCUACUCCCGAGAUGAAAUAACCCUUACCACCUUCACCAUCAGCACCCCGUCAGUCUUAGUCAUUCGUGUGGACCAAUCGAGUAGUUCUCUCCCGGCGAGAGAAGCUCCUUCGAUGGCACACACUGGUGGGGACUACUUCCAGGACGUUGGUUCUCGUUCCGUUUCGGCAAUCGGAAUGGAGCGGGAUACCGCGCAAACGAUAUCUGCGGCUUGCACCAAAAGUAGGAACCAAACGGAACAAAGGUACCCCCUUUUAUGGGGGUGACCCUUGUACCGUGAAGGAUUGUUUGCUUGUAAGUGAAUACGAGUGUACGAAACACACUACAACGAAAAUCAGCUUCGAAAUCUCAUAAUUGCUUUUAAGGACUGAGCGAAGCGCCUCAUGGCGUGAAACAGAUAGAUUAAGACUGUUAGAGCAUAGGCAAAAGGCAAUCAUGUGCAAAACAGCGAAACUAAACUCAUCGUUCGAAUAAUAUUGUACAGAAAAUGGGCCUUUUAUCUACACACCAAUGGGUGCAAGCUAAAUCAAAUUUGCUAUAACAUUUUAGGUUUUUGGAAUGAAAAGUAACACAAACGAAUGGUACGUUAAAUUGGCCAGCAGAAACUGACUAUAGCUUGUAAGAUAAUAGUUUCAUUUAACAUGAUUAUAGAAUAAUGAUAAUUUAAA